Messenger RNA from Chanos chanos (milkfish), 471 nucleotides. It is a transcript of the gene lyrm9, whose product is annotated as LYR motif containing 9. Bases 95 to 331 code for a protein of 78 amino acids. The record is from RefSeq and is a predicted model, not a curated record. The transcript has 3 exons. Lineage: Eukaryota; Metazoa; Chordata; Actinopteri; Gonorynchiformes; Chanidae.
UUUACCAGUGAACUCUAAACGUGAAUUCCAAGUAAGGUUAUUCAGCUGUCUCCCCGUCGACGAGCUAGCAUCGCAUCCCUUACUGCAAAAGUCAAUGCCACCCCUGCCAGGCGCCGAAUUGGUGCAAACGCCAGUACAGUUGUAUCGUUACCUUCUCCGCUGUUGUAAACGUUUGCCAUCCCCAGCUAUGCAGCAGCACUACCGGCACGCAGUUAGACAGAGUUUCAACAGUCACGUGGAUGAGGAUGACCCUGAACGGAUUAAGACGAUUAUUCAAAGAGCGAUAACAGAUGCUGACUGGAUUCUCGAUAAAUAUACAAGGAAGAAAUAACCUCAGAUCACAAAUGAUGAAUGAAUUGGCCCAACACUGUUGUCUCAGAGUACACGCUUGAUCAAUUUGUUUUCAUCACUGGAAAUACUAUACAAGUCUCUAGCUCUUUAAGGUAUUUAGGCUGGAUUUGCCACUCAGUG